Molecule: messenger RNA, 2427 nt
Organism: Gossypium raimondii (Peruvian cotton)
Lineage: Eukaryota; Viridiplantae; Streptophyta; Magnoliopsida; Malvales; Malvaceae
Exons: 8
Coding region: 110-2323 (737 amino acids)
Molecular function (GO): protein binding
Source: RefSeq, a predicted model, not a curated record
UCAAAAGCCAAAAAUAAUUAUAAUAAUAAUAAUCAAUGCAGUACUUUUCAAUCAUAUUAAUGUACCUUUGUCUCUACUUCAGCUUCCGAUCCGAAGAGGAAGAAAAGAAAUGGAGCCUAUUAGUGAAGAGAAAGAAUUGUUCAAAUGUGCCAUGAAAGGUGAAUGGAACACUGUUAUAAGAAUAUACAAGAACAAUCCGUCAGUGCAUGUGGCCAAGAUCAUUAGAUCAGGUGAUACCGCGUUGCACAUUGCCGUCUCCAACGUCCAAGAAGACAUUGUAGAACAGCUAGUGGAGUUGAUUUCCGCGCAGAGUGAAUGCAGGAAAGCACUGGAAAUGAGAAACGGGCUGGGGAAUACUCCUCUGCACGCUGCGGCUUCACUAGGGAAUGUAAGGAUGUGCCAAUGCAUCGUGCGAGUGGACUCGUCGUUGCUUGAAAUCCAAAACAACGUCGGAGAAACCCCGCUGUUCAUGGCAGCUCUUUAUGGCAAGAAAGAGGCUUUCCUUUGUCUUAACUCUUACUGUCAAAGCCAAGAAGAAGGUUAUUCUUAUUGUAGAAGAAAGGAUGGUGAAAAUGUUCUCCACUGUGCCAUAUCUGGAGACUAUUUUGAUUUGGCAUUUCAAAUCAUUUACCUUUACGAAGAUCUUGUCAACUACGUAAACGAGAAUGGGAUAUCAGCCCUGCAUCUCUUGGCUAGCAACCCGACUGCCUUCAGAAGCGGUAGCCAUCUUGGUCGUUGCAGCCAUCUUAUCUAUAAUUGUAUAACUGUGGAACCGCUUAAGGUGGAAACUUCAUUCAAACAAUCUUCAAGCAAAGGUCAAUCCAAGGAAACGAUGAGAAUUAGUUAUCCUGGCAAUUACCAAACAUGCAUGCACUUAUUUCACCUACUAAAGCAGCUGGUUCAAGUAGUGACAAAACGAAGUUCACGGAAGACAAACCGAGGAGGUUCGGAUGAAAACAUUGAAGCUCCUAAUGUCACCUCUGAGACAGUACCGAAAGAGGACGGAAGACGCCAUGGAGAUGGACAUCAAUUCUUUCCUUCCAAUUAUGUCACCUUAGUUGAUUUUGUCAAAUUGUUAUCCAAAGCAAUGUUGGUUAUACUAGGAUUAGGAUCACGGAGAAUUAGGAAGUUAAGGGAGAAGAAACGGAAGCAUACUUGGGCAGUUCAGGUCAUGAAUGAGCUUCUACAACAUGUUUCUAUUUACCAGUAUGAAGACAAUGGAUGUAGACCUCAGCUAUCAUUAUAUGAUGUCGAUGAGAUAAAGCCUUAUGAAUUCACUGAAGAUGGUGACAUUAAAAUGCCUAUUGAUGAUUCAGACCCAGCUAAACAACGUGACCAAAGCAAGGGAAAAACUUUGGAAGCAGGAGAGAAGAAGAAAACUAAAGAAGUGGCAAAACGAGAGACACCCAUACUAAUAGCCGCAAAGAGUGGAAUCACAGAGAUGGUUGAUCAAAUCCUACAACGUUUCCCAGUUGCAAUCCAUGAAAUGAACUCGGAAAACAAGAACAUAGUGUUGCUGGCGGUGGAGAAUCGGCAACCUCACGUUUACCAGCUCUUGCUUAAGAAAAAUAUAAUGAAAGACAGUGUUUUCCGAGCGGUGGAUGAGAAGGGGAAUAGUGCAUUGCACCUCGCCGCGAUGCUUGGUGACCAUAAGCCUUGGCUCAUCCCUGGUGCUGCUUUACAAAUGCAAUGGGAAAUCAAGUGGUACGAGUUUGUUAAGCAUUCCAUGCCGGUCCACUUCUUCGCUCGUUACAACACGGAGAACAAGACCCCGAAGGACAUAUUCACCGACACACACAAACAACUGGUCGACAAGGGCGGCGAAUGGCUAACCAACACCUCCGAGUCGUGCUCCGUCGUAGCAGCAUUAAUCGCAACCGUGGCAUUCGCCACAUCGACCACCGUUCCGGGCGGGGUGAAAUCGGAGAGCGGGAAACCAACUUUGGAAAACCAUCCGGCAUUCGACGUCUUCGCCAUCUCGUCUCUCAUAGCUCUCUGCUUCUCUGUGACAGCGGUGGUAAUGUUCUUGUCGAUAUUGACGUCUAGGUACCAAGAGAGGGAUUUCGGCAUAGAUUUGCCGCGAAAGCUGUUGCUGGGGCUGACGUCGCUGUUCGUGUCGAUCGCGUCGGUGCUAGUAUCGUUUUGCGCAGGACAUUUCUUUAUAUUGAAAGAUAAGUUGAAAUACGCGGCAUUUCCGGUAUAUGCAGUGACUUGCCUGCCGGUGACGCUGUUUGCCAUAGCGCAGUUUCCCCUAUACCUUGAUCUGGCUUGGGCGCUCUUCAAGAAGGUGCCACAGCGUAGUUACGAAGCUAUUCCUCUCUAGUUUCGACUUUCCAGUAAACAAUGAAGCUUUAGUAGUAUUCUAAAACAUUAAAGUAUGUUUUUUUGAAUUGGAACAAAUAUAACUAUGCUUUAGCUCGAGAGUGA